AUGAAGCGCCUCAAGGCCCUGAGCCACGGCGAUUUCGAGGUCAUCCUCUCUGGCGGCGAGGCCAAGGAAAAGACGAGCGUGAUCAUCAUCGUGCAGAGGGAGGAGGGCACUGCUGAGGACUCUUUCAGGCUGACCCUCGUAAACCGCAGCCCAGCGCAGAGAAGCGAGGGGGACGACGGCCUGAUCUACCACCCGUACUUCCUCGACAGCAGCCUGCAGGUGCUCCGCAAGACGGUGCUGACGUUCCAGGGCAUCCCCGGCGCCAAGAUCAUCGACGAGGCCGUGCUCUACGAGCUCAUGAAAGAGAUGAGCCUCAUGGCGAAGCCAGGAGACGGCCUCCGCUACAUCUACGAGGUGAUUAUGCCGCACCUCGCAGGCCGCACCCGCCUCAGCGAGUGUGCGGAGAUGGCCGAGGCUCGGCAGCUCGACCUGAGCGGCGCCGCGCCCCCGGAGUUCGAGGCGAGCCUGAGCACCGAGCAGCCCGUCGAGCGUCGCUGGAAGACGCUGGAGAGGGCCGUGGCGCACAUGCUCAGCGCGUGCGGUGCCACCAACGAGGAGGUCGGGCAGGUGCUGCUGGAGAUGGACCUAAUCGGAGCCAGCCGCCUUCGCGACGACAUGGAGCUGCGGAGGUCCGAGUUCCAGUCGGGCGUCAGCACGAUCAUCAAGGAGUACUGCAGGUACAUCAGGAUAGGCGCGAGCCAGGGCUUCCGCAGCUGCUGCGGUGGCGGGAAGGCCCAGGAGCUGAUCGACAUCCUGGACCAGAUGGAGGCGCAGUCUGACAGGAUCGUCACGACCGUGGAUCACAUCGUGCCGCCGGUCCUGGAGCUCUGGGGCGGGGCGAAGACCGCGAGCAACCCGUGGGUGCUGAACGGGAUGUGCCAGCGCGCCUGGACCGACGAGUGGGCCGGCCCGGUCAUGGAGACCGGCUCGGGCUCGUUCGUGGACAUGCAGCUGACGCUGCCGGAGGACGCGGCCAAGACCCCCGAGGUGCUCGUCACGGAGCUCAUCCACGCAUGCGCGGCCAAGUGCGUCCACCUGGAGAGCAAGGGCCACAUCAUGGGCCUGAGGAGCAUGAUGCUCCGGGUGGCGGCAAUCGUGGAGCACUGCUUCCUGGAGCGGCUGCGAGAUCUGCCGCAGCCGCCCGGCGACCCCGUCAUGCUCGAGGACGUCCCCCAGCACGCCCUCCGCAGGGGCGACGAGGUGAGGGUUGUGAAGCGCCAGGGCAAGACGCUGCGCAUCCAGAGGCGGUCCGGCGGAGACGCGGUGGACGUGCCUGCCGGUGCCGUGGGCGACGACCCGGAGAAGUGUGUCUACCGCCGGCUCUGGACGGGGCAGCGGCACCAGACGCUCCAGAACCGCAUGCUGCAGGACCUCCACAUCAUCUCCGCUCAUUACGCCAUGGCGGUUCUCUCGGGGGGGGGUCGGAGGUGCUACCUGGGCGACGGCGUCCUGGCAAGGACAGCGACUACGUUCUUGACCAUCCUCUGCGUGAUGGACGCGUCUCUACGAGCGAAGUCCCCCAACAACCUUCUCCUCGCCGACAUUCUCCGCGGCAACGUACUCGAGGACCCAGCUAUCAAGAAUCCCGAGUUCAGGGCUUGCGUGCCGCUCGGAUUCUCGACCUCCACCUUGUCGGGCGUCGACGUUACGCUGCUGAUGUCCAAUCUGGAGAGCUGCAACCCAGACGUCCUAAGGUGCCGCGCGAAGGUGCUGGCGUAUAUCCAGGUGGUGGAGAAGCUUGCACGGCCCCCCAAACCAGGCUUCAUCGACAACGAUCAGAGCAAGCCGGAGGGGCCCUGGUUGCUUUGCGACUGGAAGCCCGAUCGGGAGUUCACCGCGGACGAGCCGAAGUGCAUCUUCUACCCCAGCCUGGCGCAGGAGCUCCAGCUGAACAGGUACAGGCCGGCCACGGACGUCAACCUGCCGGUGGCGAUGUCCGACAGCGGCAAGAGGGACGACGUCACCCUGUGCAUGUUGCUGGCGUGCGUGUGCCAGUACAUACCCAACCCCAAGGAGGCCAAGCCGGACAGGCCCAAAUACCUUGGGGACCUGGAUGACUUCGGUGGCUCGCAGGUGGGGCCCAUGGCGGGCCCAGGGAUGGUGCGCGCCGUGGCGCGAGAGGAUCGAGACGAGAGCGCGCAGGGCUGGAUGUGGCACAGGUGGAAGAAGAACGAGGAGGUGCACAUGGCCUGCGAGGUGGUCUGGAUGUGCCGGGCCGUUCUGGAGGACUGCCUCGUCCUCAACUUCGCGGGCCAGGAGGAGGGCCUGAAGAGCCACUCCGACAAGAUCAAGACGGCCUACACGCCCAACCUGAUCUUGCCCAAGUGGCUGCCCGUCGAGGGGGAGAUGGGAGACCCCAGACGACUGGCCGUCGCCUUCGGGAACCUCAAUGCCAGUGAGACCAGCGACGGCAAGCAGUGCGCAUGUGGGCUGCCCAGCGACGACACCAUCCAGAAAGGGGCCACCAGCGUGUUCGAGGAGCUGGCGAUGGGCGUGAUCGGGUCAAAGGACGACCUGGAGGAGCCACCAGAGAAGGAGGCAGAGCCUGACCAGGAGGAGGCCGAAGACGUCGAAGGGGAGAUCGCGGCCCAGAAGCCUGCCCGAGUCCGGCUGCUGUCGCGACCGAAGCCCCUCAACGAGCAUGACGUGCUCACUUGCGACCAGGAUGGACUGAAUAGGUACGACAACCAGCUGUCGAUCGAGGAGGCAGAGCAUGUGCACUGCAUCCUGACAACGCCGAGAUUGUGCAUCCCAUUGCUCGUGCAGUGGUUCGGGCAAGACCGGCACGGCAAGCUCCUGCAAGACGACUUGCGAAACGUCUUUCACAGGGCCUUGUUCGAGCCAGGGGAGUUCCUCACGGAGAAGGACCAGGCCGCUGUCUUCGGUGCCGCUGGCCAGACCGAGGAGGUCAUGGUCCCCCUGCAGCUCCCGGAGAAGCCCACGAAGGCGACGCAGAUGGACGAGGACAGGCACUACUGGGGGCGGUAUACGGAGUACUACCGGAAGCGAGCCAAGUUCGGGACGGAGUGCGGCCGCUUCUUCGAGGAGCUCAAGGGCCCUUCGGCCAAGGAGCUCCUCGCCAGCUGGAACCGCAUAGCCUACGGGGCCAGCUCGCUCGCGAAGGACAGCUACCGGGCCGCGGCCGUGAAGCUCGUGGAGUACUUCUGCCGGAUCGGUUGCGAGCUGGCUCGGCUCAUCAGGCAGAAUCGGGACGUGCUCGCGCGUUGCAAGGAAGAGUACGAGGAGAUGGUCGAGUGGUUGGGAACCGUCUGCGUGCAGCACCUGCGCACGUACAUCAGCAAAGUUGAGGCGGACCCUCACCUGGGCGGCGCCGACCGCAGAGCGUACCUGCACAAGUUCCAGCUUCUGCUCGUGACGCUCUCCGAGUGGAAGCUCGGGGAGGCAGACACGCCAGUUUUGAUGGGGAGCCAGCUGGCCAUCGAGGGCAAGGACGAGGAGAGCCAGGCGGGCGCGCACGACGAAGAGGCCGAGGCCUACGACAGCUACUCGCUCCUGGUGCACGAGUACAUGCUGUCGGCGGCGUGGCUUUCUGGCAAGGACACGAGCAGCGCUGUGGAGGCGGCCCUGUGCCGGUCACGGCCGAAGGUGCUCGCCUGGGCGGAGGACAGGUCGCGGAAGCUCGACGGGCUCCUGUCGCAGAUCGUCGCGAUGGCGCGCGGGCAGGCCUUCACGGCGUGCCUCGCGCUGCCCGAGUGGGGCCCGAAGUGGGCGCCGGCCAAGGCCAUGGAUCCGAUUUGCGAGCAGACCUUGGAGUCGGCUCACCCGAUGACGGGAGGAAUCUCGACCGUCGACGUGGUCAGCUUCCCAGGAGCCCCGUACAUCUCGAUCACUUUCGACGCUUUUACCGACCUAGACGAGAACAGCACGCUCAUGUUCUACAAGGACGCCGCCUGCCGCGAGGCCGUCCCGAACUGCGAGGUCAUGAGCGGGAGCGCCUUGAGUGGAGAUUGGCCUGGUAUAGCUGGCAAGCAGACUCUGAACGUGUUCGCCGAGACUGUCUACUACAAGGCAGUUGCCGCGGUCGGCUCCGAGGCGUGGGGGUUCAAGUUCCGGGCGACCGCCCCCGUGAGCGAGGACGGUUGCGCGAGGCUGGAGGAGUACGCCAGCAAGAUGCACAUCGCUGAGCUGGCGCUGGCGGAAAUGCAGAACGACGUGGAGCGGGCCCAGAGUUACCUCAUGCGCAGCUGCCAGCAGCUGACCGCGAAAGCGAAGAGUCUGCAGGAGGCGAGCAGCGGGGGGCUCUUCACAGACGAGACGGAGAGGGAGCAGGUGAGCCUGCAGACGGGCGAGGUCUUCUUCGACAACAAGCCCCCUCUGGCCGUGCCGACGAGACUCCGGGAGACGGCCGACUUCCAGGCCGUGUUCGGCGACCUGCAGCCCCGGUGCACCGUCGUGGAGGACUCGUCCCACAGGGUGUGGUACCAGGUUGCUGACAACACCGAGGGCAGGGCGGCGACCUACAUGCUACGGCAGUGGAAGAGCAGAGAGAGCUGCUACCUCCAGGGGGGGGACGCCACCGAUCCGGCGCAGGACGACAAGAAGAAGGACAGCAAGAAGAAGGAGGAGACUCCGUGGGGCCCCGCGCAGGUCGACAAGUUCACGUUUGCGCUGCUCACGGAGCAGGGGUGGCCUGGCUACCCGCGGCUUGUACAGGAUCAGGGACGGCCUGGAGAAAAUACCAAGCUGAGGUACCUGGACAGCACGUACGAGCGCAUGCAUGAGCAGGACAUCGAGGAUUCGCGCAAGAAAAAUCGCGUGAUGGGGCGCAUCCUCCAGAUCAUCACGUGGACGCACCCGCAGCAGAAGUCGGGCGACAAGAAGGUGCCCAUGAAGAAUUUGUGGAAGAUUCUGUUCAGAGAGGCGACCAAGGAAAACCCGCGGCACCUGAUGUACAUCCGGCCCCCAGACGGUUCCAUGGGGGCCUUCGUCCACAUCGUAUACCACGACACCCUCGACGUCAUCGAGUUCUUUGGCAUUUACGAUUCGGGGAGGAGGGCUUGCCGCAGGCUUGUGUGCUCGAGCAACUUCAGGCUGUCGCUGGCCAUUCCGCCGGAGGACGCGCCUCCAGCCCGAACGUCCGACGGCGGCAUGCCCUUCAUCAAGGGCAGCCCCUUCUCGCCCCUCUACAACGGGAGCGGCCAGAAGGUGGAGCAGCCAGAGUCGGUCGUCAUCGAGCGGUCGCUCCUGCACUCGAACACGACGCUCGAGAGGCUCCUGCAGGAGCAGGGCGACGCGGCCGGGCAGGGCCCCGCCUUCCUGCCCGCAGGGCUGCUUCCGCUGCCGCCCUUCCCUACGAGGGGCUACGAGGGGGAGGACGCCGGGUCCGAGAGCAAGGACGUCGAGAUCUACUGCCAUGGAGACCUCUUCGGGAGCAUCCCAGAGUCGCUGCGCGUCGGGUACGAGUUCUGGCGCCGGGGGCCCAACACGAUCAUGGGGUACCCCAGGAGGUUCGACGAGAAGGCGUACAAGGAGCAGAACAGGGCCAUUCCCUGGUGGGCGGGCUCCGCGGUGAUCAUCAGCAUGGGGGGCAAGGAUGGGUUCCAGUCCGACGACACCGCGUCGCCCCUGGAGGUCGAGACUCAGAUAUACCGGGUGCCGUGGAGGAAUCUGGAGGAUUCCGACGGGUGUGCGGGCCUGAAGGUUGCCUCGAGGCCCCUGGUCCUGCUGAACUUGAUGGCACCGCCCAAAGGCUCGCUGCUGGAGAGCGUCGCAAGGCUCCUGGCGAGGAUGGAGCUCCUGAGCCACGCGCUGGUCUGGUCCUCCACGGUGGAGGCCAAGAGCUCCGGCGAGAGCCGCGAGAUCAGCUUCAUUCAGCUCCCUCGCCUGGGCCUGAACUUCCUCCUCCGCACCGUGGAGGGCGAGCCCCGGCUCGAGUGCGCGCAGCGGUCGGGGAUGUACAUCAAGGCGAGGCUGCCCCAGGAGUCGUCGCUCGACCGGCUGGGGAUCCUGAGGCCCUGGUGGCCAUACAUAUUGCUGGAGAGCGGCAGCGGCAGGACGGACGUCCUGAUGGCCAACUACAAGUGGGACAAGAUCCAGCUGCCGAGUAAUCCCACGUUUGCGCGCUGCACGCCGAUCGAGGACGGCAAGUGGCGUGAAGAGUUCAAAGACAAGUUCUUCGUCUAUUCGGUGCACCCGAGCUGUGCGUACCUCGUCGGCACCCCGGCCCAGCUGCUGUUUCCGGUCUACCUGCAUCUCAUGUCCCGGGAGUACGGUGCGGCGCACCAGUUGGUUGGCUACACGUUCGGGGAUUCCACGGGCCAGGUGGAGGAUGACGACGCCAGCAGGAAGGACGCCGAGAUCGCGUACCGUCGUAGAAUCACUGAGUGGAUCAGAGGGAUCAAGGAGAGCGGGAAUGAGAAGGCUCACGUCCGCAUUGCGGACAUGCAUUCGUUCCUCAUCAGGCUGGACCUCGCGGCCGCGUGGGUCAACGAGAGCCUCGAAUCAUACGCACUGAACUUCAGGUCCUACCUCGAGGUGGUGCAGGCCGGGAAGGUCAGCGCAGAAUGCCGCGUGCCGAUCGAUCAGGAGCUCGUGUGGCUAUCCCAGUACAAGGACAGCUGCAAGGACGUGAAUAGCCCGUUCCCACAGGACUUCGAGUACCGUACCCGCCUCAUGAACGCGCAGAAGUUCGGCGACAGCCAGUUCGAGGUGGAGCUGGACAGGAGCGCACUCCAGAAGGACGGCGGGAAGAGCAUCGGCGAUAUUUUCGCCAAGAGCGCCGCAAACCUGGACGACGCCCUGACGCGGCUCUCCAGGACACCCCCGUCCCAGGCGCCGUACCAGCUGGUGGCGGCGAAAGCGGAGAAGGAGACGGAAAAUGAGGACGAUGCUAAGCCAGAGCAGGUCAAGCUCACGUGGAAGCAGGCGGCCCCGGCAGACGGCGAGGCCACGAUCCUCGGCUGGCGCAUCUUUGGCAAGGUCGCCGGCGAGGGCCUGGACAGCGCCUAUGCCCGCAGGAAGGAGCAGAGGAGGCUGCAGCACCUGGAGUACGAGAAGCGGAUGCUGGCCCUGGGCAUGGUGCCGCGGAGGCUGGCGGACAGCUCCCAGGACGAGGGGGGGGGCGGGGAGCUGAGGUUCAAAUUCUCCCUGAGGCCAGAGCCCAGAUCCAGCGACCAGGCCGCCCUAGAUGCCCUCAACGGUGGGCGGCCCGACGGGCAAGACGAGGGGCACUUGAGGUUACUCUCCGCGGCCAGGCAGGCCACAGGGCUGGAUCCGCCAGGGGACGAGUUCGCGCAGUGCGGCCAGGUCUGGGAGCAGUACGAGACCGUGGCCUGGAGCAGGUCACCGGACCACCCGUCCUACGUUGCGUGCGCUCCCGCGAGCGGCGACUCGACCAUCGGCAUCUGCCGCACGGACGGCCGUGGGCACGAGAUGUGGGAAUAUUGCAGGUCGGCGCCCUCGCUGGGGUGCAACGGCCUGGGCAAGCUGUGGUUCGUGUUCUGCUCGGAUCUGCAGCGGCAGACCGCGCCCACGCCCGCGCCCACGGCUGUGAUGCCAGGCGGUGCCCCGGGUGGUGCCACGGCGCCGAAGGGGCUGGUGGUGGCGACGAUUCCGCCCACGCAGGGGCCCACAGUGAAGCCCACGGCGGCGCCCAGCGCAGCGCCCACGCCGCUGCCCACCUCGAAGCCCACGGCGGCGCCCAGCCGCGGCGCCCACGCCGCUGCCCACCGCGAAGCCUACGGCGGCGCCCAGCGCAGCGCCCACGCCGCUGCCCACCGCGAAGCCCACGGCGGCGCCCAGCGCGGCGCCCAUCACCACGACCGCCAUCCUGGAGCCUACGCCGUCCCCCUCCGGGACCCCCGCUGA
Messenger RNA from Prorocentrum cordatum, 7827 nucleotides. NCBI's taxonomy places the organism in Eukaryota, Dinophyceae, Prorocentrales, Prorocentraceae. The record is from the annotation of a GenBank genome assembly.